CCACCCACUUCCAGUUUCCAUGGCUGCAAAAUGACUUCCAACUACAGAGAUUACGAGAGUGAGGCUCAUGAGCUAAUCCAGCACGUACUACACUUGUCAGUGGAGAGGACACGUCAAAAAACCGUGAAAGAUGUGGUAAAAGGUGUUCAGAAAGUGGAAUGGCCCAGGGGUGGGGAGUUUACAGUGGAGAAAGGACUUGAGGCAAUAGAAAAGUUUGUUGAGAGUUGGAAAAUUGGAGAGAGCUGGAAGCACUGCAUAGACUUCCUUAUCCAGCGAGAGAAGCUUUACUGCUACGGGGUCAAGUGGAGUGAGCCCACCAGACGAAAAGCAGUCCCUAAAGCCACAGCCUCGGUUUAUUUCUACCUCCUUGUUCAUAGCGAUGAUGCUCCUAUACUUGUGUUCUACGUUGUUGAAGGACAGAGAUUAGUACACAGGCCAGAGAACACAGUGUUUCAUGAAGUGUGGCUGAGAAAUGUGGUUCAAAAUAAACUGGUCAUCGCAGCAGCAGCUACUGUGGCUCUGAAUGAGUGACUCCCAAGCAACAGAUAGUUUCAAGCCAAUUACCAAUCAUGCCAAGUUGUAUUUAUUACAAUGCCAUGUUUUUUUUUAUCCAAUUAAACACACAGAAAAUAAAAUUUUCACAUUUUAA
Molecule: messenger RNA, 649 nt
Organism: Halichondria panicea
Lineage: Eukaryota; Metazoa; Porifera; Demospongiae; Suberitida; Halichondriidae
Product: A-kinase anchor protein 14-like
Exons: 4
Coding region: 31-531 (166 amino acids)
Cellular component (GO): cAMP-dependent protein kinase complex
Molecular function (GO): protein kinase A regulatory subunit binding
Source: RefSeq, a predicted model, not a curated record